This is a messenger RNA of Tupaia belangeri chinensis (Chinese tree shrew), 831 nucleotides long. RefSeq names its product putative neuroblastoma breakpoint family member 5. The record is from RefSeq and is a predicted model, not a curated record. Lineage: Eukaryota; Metazoa; Chordata; Mammalia; Scandentia; Tupaiidae. The coding region runs from base 570 to 806 and encodes 78 amino acids. The transcript is spliced from 3 exons.
UCUGUCUCUCUGGUGAGCGCACACGGCCUAUAGUUUCCAGUUGCCAAACUGACUAGGAGAGGCAGGUCUGCCCCACACACUGACCUAGCUUUGUCUGGGGCCAAUGACCUCUCCAAAAAAAGAAAAAGAAAAAGAAAUUUUGGGGUGAUCUCUUGAAAGGUAGUAAGGAAAUAAAUCUUGAGAAGUUAUUUCCACCUUUGUUAUUUUAUGUUUUGUGAGUACUGCUGACAGAAGCUACUGAGAUUGGAUCCCUAUAUCAGUGAUGCCCUUCAGAAGAGACCAGGUGACCUUGUGGCCAACAUGGCCUAGGUGAUUGGAAGGCAAGGGCUCCUAAGAUUCCAUGACACCCCCCACAUUUUAAUUCUGUUAUAGCAACUGCAGGCUGUUACCUGGCACCCUGAGCCCUACCUCCCUCACUCCUGUUGGAGUUUGAGCAAGAGAUAGUAUCUCAGCUCUGAGCUCUGGCUCUUGAACCUCACUUUUGUGAUAAUAGUUCUCAAGUGUUGUGGAGUGUUGCUCAACUUCUUCACAAUAUCUCUGAUUCUGUCUCUUCUGCCACAAACAUCAAUAUGGCAGUAUCCAUCAGCCCAUUGUUUGACCCCAGGGCAGAAAGGAGUCUCUUAGAGGUCAAUCAGCAGUUGUGUUUCCAGCUAGCAAUGAGUGAACAGCAGUACCGAGAUCCAAAAGAGAAAUUGUCUACAGUGGAGGCUGCUGCCAACUCCCUGGCCAACCAGCUGCAGAAAUACAAUAACAUUCAGGACACCGAAGAAUACUGUGGGGAGAUUCAGGUCAACACUGGAGCCUGACCCCAAAGGCUGACAGAAGUGAGAG